AUCAAGCACCAUGCAGACUAGUUCUACAAACAUUUGUGAAAGAAUGGGUCACUCUCAGGAGCUCAAUGAAUUCAAGCGUGGUACCGUGAUAGGUUGCCACCUGUGCAAUGAGUCCAUCCAUGAAAUUUCCUUGCUACUAAAUAUUCCACAGUCAACUGUUAAUGGAUUUAUAACAAAGUGGAAAUAAAUGGUAACAACAGAAACUAAGCCACGAAGUGGUAGGUAGUGGGUCAGCUCAGCUCGCUAACUGUCUGCAGACAUUCUACAGUGUGCAGUAAGGUAAAAGACAUUCUGCAUGCAGCUUCCCCACAGCCUCCCUGCUUCAGCGCUGUUCACGAGUGCCGAGGCUGUCUCA
Staurois parvus is the source of this 355-nucleotide messenger RNA. NCBI's taxonomy places the organism in Eukaryota, Metazoa, Chordata, Amphibia, Anura, Ranidae. The record is from the annotation of a GenBank genome assembly.